AUGAUCUCCGCGCAUCCUUCUUCGCAAAUCAAUUGGCAGAAGCUGUCGACGACUCCUUCAUCCAUCCGCUUUCACUCACUCUCUCCCUUCACUUCAUUCUCCAUGGCACUUCACAUUCAAAUGGGCUACUCGCGAUCGAGACGCGCUCGCAAUCAGCUCGUCAUCAUGUUCAUCGUGCUCGCGUGCCUCACCUCGUUGUACGUGCUUCUGCUCAAAAUCCGACGAAUGAUCCAUUUGUCGCAAAUGGACGAGAACUCGCUUCAUUCGGCCACCAUCAACGACGUCAUCUAUUACAAUCAGAGUUUCACGCGGCGCAAUUCGAUCGGCUCGAAGCCGGAGCUCGCGCUUCUCAUGACGAGCCACAUUCACAAUUUCGACAUUCCGAUGACGUGCAAAUCCACCGACGGCUACUAUGAGGAGACGUCGACGAUCAGACUGACAAAAAUUGGCGAUUCGCUGAUGAAGGGCUCGUGCGUCGUCGUCGAGGACCCGAUUUCGAUGACGAUCAAACUCGACGAUUUUCAGGUUCAGGUAAUUGAAACGCCGUCGAAGCCGCCCGAGUUCGCCAACGACGAUCACGUCAUCUGUGUGUCGCAUCUGGUGUUGUACGAAGACGGCGCCACCGUGCUAUCAUUGCUGAAGCACUUCAAGAGCGACGCCAACAAGAUUUUGAUCUACGCUUCGAGUAUUAGUGAUGACCUGUUUCGGACCAUCGAGGAGUUCUCGGACAACGUCCAAAUCGUUCCGUGGAUGUUGCCGGAAAACCGGAAGCACGACGAGUUCGACGUGCUCAAAUUGAAUCCGACGUACGCGGCGGCGGCGAUCGAAGCGAGCCUCGCGCACUGCUUUCUGACGUACGCGCCGACGGUUCGCAAAUUGACGUUGAUCGAUCUCGCCGAGCUCAAAUUCAAUUCGGCGCCGUUCGCCACCGAUUUCCAGCUAAACAAAAAUUUGAGCUCUUUGGUGAAUAGCGCGUGGAGAAUCGAGCAGUUGGUGACGUAUAAAGUGGCAAUUAAUUCACAAAAUGAGAUUGUGCUGAGUGAGAAGUGCUUCGUGAAGGCGUCAAACAAUUGGGACGAUCAGUGUGGUCCGUUGAGCGGAAGCCCGAAUUUGAACUCGCCGGUCCGCUCGAUUUAUAUUCCAAAGGUUAUUCAAUACGACAAUCUGAGUAUGUAUGCCGACGCUCUUGGAAGAUGCACUUCCUACAAAUCGGUGAUCGACGACCAUCAAAAACUGAUGAAAUUCGAGUUCGAGCUCGAAAACCGCGUGGCGUCGGCCGACGUCUGCGAGAUCGAGCUGCUUCGCAACAACUUCGACUGUCGCGUCGCGAUGGACUACAACAAGAAGAUGUUUCGGCGUCGAACGCGCCUUCUAGUCACGAGAAAACGAGCGUUUUUGAGGUUCCACGACGGCUGCCAUCUCUAG
Molecule: messenger RNA, 1425 nt
Organism: Caenorhabditis bovis
Lineage: Eukaryota; Metazoa; Nematoda; Chromadorea; Rhabditida; Rhabditidae
Source: the annotation of a GenBank genome assembly